GUUAUCAUUCAUUAGCAUUGCAUACUCAUCACCUUCUCUCUCUAUAUAUACACCAAUAUAUAUCGACACACCAUUCUCCUCUUAGUUUCCCUCCCUCUCUCUCAAGAACGGAACGAUCUCAAGACCCGAGCCUCCCGAUCGAAGAAGAAGAUGGACAUGGAGUCUUGCGUCCCUCCCGGCUUCCGAUUCCACCCCACCGAGGAAGAACUCCUUGGCUACUACCUCAAGAGGAAGAUCGACGACCUCAAAAUCGACCUUGAUGUUAUCAUCGAGGUCGAUCUCUAUAAUAUUGAGCCAUGGGACAUUCAUGAUAGGUGCAAAUUUGGAUAUGAGGAGCAAAAUGAGUGGUACUUCUUCAGCCAUAAGGAUAGGAAGUAUCCGACCGGGACACGGACCAAUAGGGCGACGACAGCUGGAUUCUGGAAGGCGACCGGAAGGGAUAAGGCGGUGCUGUCCAAGGACAAGAUCAUUGGCAUGAGGAAGACGCUUGUGUUCUACAAAGGGCGCGCGCCAAAUGGCCGGAAAACGGAUUGGAUCAUGCACGAGUAUCGCCUUCAAACCUCCGAGCACGGACCGCCUCAGGAAGAAGGGUGGGUCGUCUGUCGCGCGUUCAAGAAGCCAAACCCGAGCCACAAGCAAGGCUACGACGCUUGGAGCUACAUGAGGUCAAACAUGAGCAACGCCAGCAGCAUCAACAACAACAACAACUAUUGCUACAGACCUCCAUCAUAUCCCAACAUGCCUAAUUUCGACCAGAACCUAAACCUCCACCACCAGCCCACUUUCAUGGCCAAAUCUCUCGGCCAGAUUGUGGAGAUACCGAAGCUCGACAGCCCCUCCAUGUCCACGAGCUUCGCCAACGAGGAGGCUCACGAAGACAUCAAGAGCGGCUUUGGAAGCCAUUUUAGCAGCUUCGAUUAUAAGCAUCAAAUGAUGGGAACGACGUCGUUUGACUACGCGAACAUGGCGCCGUUGGUCCCACAUGGUGAUGAGCUGGAUGAUCAAAGCCAUUUGAGCCAUGUACUUGAAUGCUUUCCUGACUUAUAGAUGGUUGCAAUUUUAUUUAGGUUUUUAUUUAGAGGGAAAGGGAGGAAGUUGUAAAAAAUAACAAGACUUUCGUUGGUAAAUUUGAUCAAAGGUAGCUCUGCCUUUGAUCUUGCGACGUAGGCUGAUUAUUGUUGAUUUUGAUGAUUCUUGACUGCUUUUUUUGUUUGUAAGCAAUUGUGAAUUUUAUUAUAAUAUGAAUAUUAUAUGUGUUGUUA
Molecule: messenger RNA, 1262 nt
Organism: Salvia splendens (bonfire salvia)
Lineage: Eukaryota; Viridiplantae; Streptophyta; Magnoliopsida; Lamiales; Lamiaceae
Product: NAC domain-containing protein 30-like
Exons: 4
Coding region: 151-1047 (298 amino acids)
Biological process (GO): regulation of DNA-templated transcription
Molecular function (GO): DNA binding
Source: RefSeq, a predicted model, not a curated record